AUGGGACUCUUGUCUGAACUGUCUUCAACCACGCUCUAUCUCCAGGCAAUAUUUCUAAUCGUUUUUGGUCAAAUCACUCGUCUCAUUCGACGGUGGUAUCGUCUGCGCCAUAUUCCUGGCCCUACUGGCGCAGGGUGGUCAUCAUGGUGGCAGCUCCGAGGAGCACUCAGCGGUCGCUAUCAUGAGCAUCUGAAGGACGCUGCAGAUCAAUUCGGCCCUCUGGUUCGCAUCGGCCCCAACGAGCUUCUCUCCACAGACCCUGUCGUGCUUCGUAGCAUGUCCGCCGUGAGAAGCACUUACACGAAAGGGGACUUUUACUCUAGCGGGAGGAUAAUUCCAAAGGUUGACAAUGUUGUAUCGGAGAGAGAUGAAGCCAAACAUAAAGCCAUGAGAGCAAAGAUGGCCCCGGGGUAUUCCAACACGGAUGAUGAGGGCUUCGGAUUUGAGGCGGGUAUCGAUCGCCAGUUACUCAACUUUAUUCGUCUCAUUGAUCGCAAGUAUUUGUCGACGACUAACAAAUCACGACCCGUGGACUUUGCAGAGAAGAGUCAGUUCUUUGCUCUAGAUGUCAUUGGCGAUGUGUCGUUCGGGGAACCAUUCGGAUAUCUGUCAAAAGAUGAGGACCUUUACAACUAUAACGAGAUCAAUGCUAGCUCGCUUCCGGUCAUGAACAUAGUAUCCGUCUAUCCCUGGCUGGGUAUGAUAGUCCAUCGCUGGCCUUUGAGCUUGUUGUUGCCAAAGGAGGAGGAUCAGAUUGGGUUCGGACGCCUUAUGGGGUUCGCAACUCAGAUCGUACGUGGCAGGCUUUUGGACGGCGCUGGACAGAUGAAAGAUAUGAUGCAAGCUCAUAUUAACAGCGGCAUGAACGAAGAGGAACUCGUCCAGCAAGCCUUCAUCUCCAUCAUCGCUGGCUCAAAUACUUCUGCACAUGCCCUGCGUAUGAUCAUCCUUUCCCUCAUAACAAACCCAACAGCAUACGCUGCGCUCAUCGCCGAGAUCCGCAAGGCCGCUUCAUCAGUCAAUACGCCUAUAUCCUGGGCCCAAACUCAAACUUUACCCUAUCUACAAGCCGUUGUCCGCGAAGGUCUACGUAUGUGGCCUCCCGUCGCCGGUCUUGGCUUUAAACAAGUACCACCAGAGGGCGAUACUAUCAAUGGCUUCUUUGUUCCAGGCGGGACGCAAGUCGGCCAGGGAUUUUACGCUGUUGGCCGAUCUCGUCUUGUCUGGGGCGAAGAUGCGGAUGUUUUCCGUCCUGAAAGGUGGCUGCUUGCAGAGGGGGACAGGUUGAGAAAUAUGAUAGCAGCGUUUGACACGCAUUUCGGCCAUGGCAAAUAUUCAUGCUUGGGGAAACCGAUUGCACUCAUGGAGAUUCACAAGGCUGUUUUUGAGUUGAUCAAACGCUACGACUUUGCGGUGUUGAACGCAGAGAGGCCGAUAAGAGUGCAAACCUCGGUGUUUCUCUUCGCCUCGGACUUCUGGGUCAAGAUCACUAGACGUGAGGAAGACGAGUAG
Fusarium sp. VM40 is the source of this 1512-nucleotide messenger RNA. Lineage: Eukaryota; Fungi; Ascomycota; Sordariomycetes; Hypocreales; Nectriaceae. The record is from the annotation of a GenBank genome assembly.